AUGGUCAAGAUUGUCCCAGGCAGCGAAGCAACACCGCUUAACGUGCUCGAGUACGAAGAAUAUGCUAGGGAAUAUCUACCAAAAAAUGCAUUCGACUACUAUGCGUCAGGUGCAGACGAUAUGGUAACGCUGAAAGAGAACCGCGAGGCUUUUAAACGACUCGUGCUGCUUCCUCGCGUACUUCGUGACGUGUCCCGAAUUGACAUUAGCACAACUCUUUUAGGCCAUCAUGUUAGCUCACCAGUAUGUGUUGCGCCAUCGGCCAUGCAUCGAAUGGCGCAUCCAGACGGCGAGAUCGCCAGUUCGUCAGCUACAGCCAAAGCCAAAUGCUGCUACAUCCUUAGUACUAUCUCCACCACCAGUCUUGAGGAUGUAGCUGAUGCCAGCAGUCUGGCUGAUCCGUGUGCGCUACGCUGGUAUCAGCUCUACGUGUUCAAAGACCGUGAGAUAACGCGCAACCUCGUCCAUCGUGCUGAAAAAAGCGGCUACAAAGCCAUUGUUCUUACAGUCGAUACACCCAAGCUGGGCCAUCGCGAACCAGACGUGCGCAACCGCUUCAGUCUGCCCAAUCACCUCACGAUGGCAAACUUUACUAGAGUGGGUGGUGAACACGAGAAAGGAGUCUGCAGCAAUGAGGACUCCGGCCUCGCCCAUUACGUCAGUGAGCUAUUCGACCUUACACUAAAUUGGAACGACGUCAAAUGGCUUAAAAGUAUUACCGAAUUGCCCAUAGUUGUGAAAGGUGUGCUCAGCCCCGAAGACGCAAAGAUCGCAGUCGGAUUGGGUUGCGAAGGUAUUCUUGUGUCCAACCACGGUGCCAGACAACUCGAUGGCGUCGCCGCUACCAUUGAUGCUCUGCCGGCCAUUGUUAAGGCAGUAGACGGUCGAGCGGAGGUAUACAUGGAUGGCGGCAUUCGUCGUGGAACUGAUGUUUUUAAAGCUCUUGCACUUGGUGCCCGCGCAGUCUUCAUUGGCCGUCCAAUUUUAUUUGGACUGGCUCACAGUGGCGAGGCUGGUGUGAUUAAUGUCCUUCGUAUUCUUACCGAUGAGCUUAAGCAUGCAAUGCUAUUCUCUGGUACUGCUAGGCUCGCUGACAUCGGCCCGGAAUAUGUUCGACGCGGAUGUCCCCCGCUUCCGUCAUCGUUAUAA
This is a messenger RNA of Plasmopara halstedii, 1149 nucleotides long. Its product is annotated as peroxisomal-2-hydroxy-acid. The record is from RefSeq and is a predicted model, not a curated record. NCBI's taxonomy places the organism in Eukaryota, Oomycota, Peronosporomycetes, Peronosporales, Peronosporaceae. The transcript has 3 exons. Bases 1 to 1149 code for a protein of 382 amino acids. Gene Ontology annotation, molecular function: FMN binding; oxidoreductase activity.